This is a messenger RNA of Solea senegalensis (Senegalese sole), 9801 nucleotides long. RefSeq names its product voltage-dependent L-type calcium channel subunit alpha-1D-like. The transcript is spliced from 51 exons. NCBI's taxonomy places the organism in Eukaryota, Metazoa, Chordata, Actinopteri, Pleuronectiformes, Soleidae. Gene Ontology annotation, cellular component: voltage-gated calcium channel complex; membrane. Gene Ontology annotation, biological process: calcium ion import across plasma membrane. Gene Ontology annotation, molecular function: high voltage-gated calcium channel activity. The coding region runs from base 116 to 6910 and encodes 2264 amino acids. The record is from RefSeq and is a predicted model, not a curated record.
CAGGUAAUCCUAUCACUGGUAACCUUACAGCACAGCUCUAACAACUCAUCAUCUUGCGGUAUGAGGAGAGAAAACGGCGCAAUGAUGAGGCCCCAGAGAGGAGCCAGGUGACAGAAUGCCAUUCAUCAUUAGGGGAAGACCCCUGAGGGGGGCUCAGAAUGCCAGCAAUAGAAGGACCACUCCCUCCACUGACGCCUCGGCCCUCUGCUCAGAAAGCCACACCCAUCUGCACCAGCUCUAUCCACCAGACCAACUCCAGGCUCCUGCCAGCACUGGGAAGCCAGUUGGCUCCUGUCAUGGCCUCCUCGGGGCCAGUAGUGGCAUUCAGGUUGCUGGUGGCACUGCCCCCGGUGUCAGCCCGGUCCUCGCUUGGCACGCCGCCAUUAGUGCUGCUCGCCAAGCACAAGGCGAUACUGCAAAGCAGGACACAAGUUUACAGCCUUCAGUUUGCACCACUGGACCAGCUCCUGUAGGAUCACUGGCACAGAGGAAGAGGCAGCAGUAUGCCAAAAGCAAAAAACAAGGAGGAUCUACCAACAGCAGGCCACCCAGAGCUUUGUUCUGCCUCACACUCAACAACCCGAUCCGCAGGGCCUGCAUCAGCCUGGUGGAGUGGAAACCAUUUGAUGUCUUUAUACUGCUCUCUAUUUUUGCCAACUGUGUGGCCUUAGCCAUCUACAUCCCCUUCCCUGGAGACGACUCCAAUUCUACCAACCAAGAACUGGAAACAGUAGAAUAUGCCUUCCUCAUCAUUUUCACCAUAGAGACAUUUCUGAAGAUUAUUGCCUACGGCCUGGUCAUGCACCAAAACUCUUAUGUCAGAAAUGGUUGGAACCUGCUGGACUUUGUCAUUGUCAUUGUUGGGUUGUUCAGUGUUGUUCUGGAGAUGAUAACCAAAGAUGCUGACUCUGGUGGACAGUCUGGAGGCAAACCUGGGGGGUUUGACGUCAAGGCCCUAAGAGCCUUCCGUGUCCUACGACCCCUUCGCCUUGUUUCUGGAGUUCCCAGUUUACAGGUGGUUUUAAACUCCAUUAUUAAAGCCAUGGUUCCCCUGCUUCACAUCGCUCUGCUUGUCCUCUUCGUCAUCAUCAUCUACGCCAUUAUUGGCCUGGAACUCUUCAUUGGCAAAAUGCAUGCCACGUGCUAUGUGAAACAAACAGGUGCCCUUGCAGAAGAAGAGCCCAAACCAUGUGCUGUAUCAGGACACGGUCGCCAUUGUCUGCUCAAUGGUACAGUCUGCAGAGAGGGAUGGCAAGGUCCCAACAAUGGCAUCACCAACUUUGACAAUUUUCUGUUUGCCAUGCUCACUGUGUUCCAGUGCAUCACCAUGGAGGGCUGGACUGAUGUUCUCUACUGGAUGAAUGAUGCGAUGGGCUUUGAGCUGCCUUGGGUUUACUUUGUCAGUCUGGUCAUUUUUGGAUCCUUCUUUGUCCUCAACUUGGUCCUCGGUGUGUUGAGCGGUGAGUUCUCCAAAGAGCGAGAAAAGGCCAAGGCUCGGGGAGAUUUUCAAAAGCUACGUGAGAAGCAACAGUUGGAGGAAGACCUGAAGGGCUACCUGGACUGGAUCACCCAGGCUGAGGACAUUGACCCAGAGAAUGAGGAGGAAGGAGACGAGGAGGGCAAGCGUAACCGGGUCACGCUGGCUGACCUCACUGAGAAGAAGAAAGGAGUGUUUGGCUGGUUCACUCAGUCCACAGAGACACAGGCGAGCAUGCCCACUAGUGAGACAGAGUCGGUGAACACAGAGAAUCAAAAUGGAGAGGAAGACAAAUCAACGUGCUGUGGACCGCUUUGUCAAAAAAUUUCUAAGUCAAAGUGCAGUCGUCAGUGGCGGCGAUGGAACCGGUUUUGCCGCAGAAAGUGUCGCGCCGCUGUGAAAUCAGUGACAUUUUAUUGGCUGGUCAUCAUCUUAGUGUUCCUCAACACUCUAACCAUCGCCUCUGAACAUUACAACCAGCCAGACUGGCUGACCGAAGUUCAGGAUGUUGCCAACAAAGUUCUCCUGGCACUGUUCACUAUGGAGAUGCUGGUGAAGAUGUACAGUUUGGGGCUGCAGGCGUACUUUGUGUCCUUGUUUAACCGCUUUGACUGUUUUGUUGUGUGUGGAGGCAUCAUAGAGACCAUCCUGGUGGAGCUGGCCAUCAUGUCUCCUUUGGGCAUCUCUGUUUUUCGAUGUGUUCGCCUCCUUAGAAUCUUUAAAGUUACACGUCAUUGGGCAUCUCUCAGUAACCUGGUGGCCUCACUGCUCAACUCCAUGAAGUCUAUCGCCUCCCUGCUGCUGCUGCUCUUCCUAUUCAUCAUUAUUUUCUCCCUGCUCGGCAUGCAGCUCUUUGGGGGCAAAUUCAACUUUGAUGAGACUGUGACCAAGAGGAGCACGUUUGAUAAUUUCCCCCAGGCUCUGCUCACUGUGUUUCAGAUCUUGACAGGAGAAGACUGGAAUACAGUGAUGUAUGAUGGUAUCAUGGCGUAUGGUGGGCCGGCCUCCUCCGGAAUGGUGGUCUGCAUUUACUUCAUCAUCCUCUUCAUCUGUGGAAACUACAUUCUGCUAAAUGUCUUCUUGGCCAUCGCCGUUGACAACCUGGCAGACGCAGAGAGCCUCAACACAGCACAGAAGGAGGAGGAGGAGGCCAAGAAGAGGAAGAACAGUGCCAAGGAAGUUAGUUUGGAUAAGAAGAGAACUGAAAUAACAGAAGCCAGUGAUGGAGACUCCAAGAUGCCGGCAGGUGUCACGUCAGAAGAAGACGAGUUGUAUCCUUCCAUCGAUUCUCCAGUGUGCGAUAAUGACCCCGAUAAUGUCAACCUCCCAGAAGUGCCAUCUGGACCCCGCCCCCAAAGGCUCUCUGAGCUCACUAUCAAAGAAAAGACUCCGCCCAUCCCGGAAGGAAGCGCCUUCUUCAUCUUCAGCAGCACCAACCCGUUUCGUGUUUUCUGCCAUAAGCUGAUCAACCAUCAGAUCUUUACCAACCUCAUCCUGGUCUUCAUCAUGCUCAGCUCUGUCUCUCUGGCUGCUGAGGACCCCAUACGCAACUUCUCUGCUCGCAAUAUUAUACUUGGUUAUUUUGACUAUGCUUUCACCGCAAUCUUUACUGUUGAGAUCCUGUUGAAGAUCCUAGGCUAUGCAGACUAUGUCUUCACUAGUAUGUUUACAUUUGAGAUCCUUAUUAAGAUGACUGCAUUUGGUGCAUUCCUUCAUAAAGGGGCGUUCUGUAGAAACUACUUCAACCUAUUAGACCUGCUGGUUGUUGGCGUGUCUCUUGUGUCCUUCGGCAUUCAGUCUUCUGCCAUCUCAGUUGUGAAGAUUCUGCGUGUUUUGAGAGUCCUCCGUCCACUCAGGGCCAUCAACAGAGCCAAGGGACUCAAGCACGUGGUCCAGUGUGUGUUUGUGGCGAUCAGGACCAUUGGCAACAUCAUGAUCGUCACCACUCUGCUGCAGUUCAUGUUUGCUUGUAUCGGCGUGCAGCUCUUUAAGGGGAAAUUUUAUCAAUGCACGGAUGAUGCAAAGACCAGCCCGGAGGAGUGCAAGGGUACAUACAUUCUCUACAACAACGGGGACACUGCCCUGCCCAUGGUGAGGGAGAGGAUCUGGUACAACAGUGACUUCAACUUUGACAAUGUCCUCAUGGCCAUGAUGGCUCUCUUUACCGUCUCCACCUUUGAAGGCUGGCCCACGCUGUUGUACAAGGCCAUCGACUCCAACAGAGAGAACAUGGGACCCAUCUACAACUACCGCGUCGAGAUCUCCAUCUUCUUCAUCAUCUACAUCAUCAUCAUCGCCUUCUUCAUGAUGAACAUCUUUGUUGGUUUCGUCAUUGUCACCUUCCAGGAGCAGGGUGAGAAGGAGUACAAAAACUGUGAGCUGGACAAGAACCAGCGUCAGUGUGUGGAAUAUGCUCUUAAAGCUCGUCCACUGCGGCGCUACAUCCCCAAAAACCCCUACCAGUACAAGUUCUGGUAUGUGGUCAACUCCACUGGCUUUGAGUACGUCAUGUUUGUCCUAAUCAUCCUCAACACCUUGUGUCUCGCCAUACAGCACCAUGGUCAGUCCCAUCUGUUUAACUAUGCCAUGGACAUCCUCAACAUGGUCUUCACUGGGGUUUUCACUGUGGAGAUGAUUCUCAAGCUCAUCGCCUUCAAACCCAGAAACUAUUUUGCUGAUGCAUGGAACACGUUUGAUGCCUUAAUUGUUGUGGGUAGCGUGGUUGACAUUGCCAUCACUGAGAUUAAUUCGGCAGCCCUUCCUGUCGUCAAGGUGAUAGUGGAGCCAGGGAACACAGAAGACAGCGCUCGCAUCUCCAUCACCUUCUUCCGCCUGUUCAGAGUAAUGCGGUUGGUCAAGCUGCUGAGCAGGGGGGAGGGCAUUAGGACUCUGCUGUGGACCUUCAUCAAGUCCUUCCAGGCUCUUCCCUAUGUUGCACUCCUGAUCGCCAUGUUGUUCUUUAUAUAUGCUGUCAUAGGAAUGCAGGUGUUUGGAAAAAUAGCUAUGGUGGAUGGAACACAAAUAAACCGCAACAACAAUUUUCAAACCUUUCCACAGGCUGUCCUGAUGCUGUUCAGGUGUGCCACAGGUGAGGCCUGGCAGGAGAUCAUGCUGGCCUGUCUGCCAGGGAAGCUGUGUGACUCAGAGUCUGACUACAACCCCGGAGAAGAGAGAACCUGUGGCAGUGGUUUUGCCAUUAUCUACUUCAUCAGCUUCUACAUGCUCUGUGCUUUUCUGAUCAUCAAUUUGUUCGUAGCUGUCAUCAUGGACAACUUUGACUAUCUAACGCGUGAUUGGUCCAUUCUGGGGCCACAUCAUCUGGAUGAGUUCAAAAGGAUCUGGUCUGAAUAUGAUCCUGAAGCCAAGGGGAGGAUAAAACAUCUUGACGUGGUGACUCUGCUGAGGAGGAUCCAGCCUCCUUUGGGCUUUGGCAAGCUCUGCCCACACAGAGUGGCCUGUAAGCGUCUGGUUGCAAUGAACAUGCCACUGAACAGUGAUGGGACGGUCAUGUUUAAUGCCACUCUGUUCGCUCUGGUUCGCACUGCUCUCAAGAUUAAGACGGACGGUAACCUGGAACAAGCCAAUGAAGAGCUUAGAGCUGUGAUCAAGAAGAUCUGGAAGAGAACAAGCAUGAAGCUGCUGGACCAAGUGGUGCCCCCUGCAGGCGAUGACGAGGUAACAGUGGGGAAGUUCUAUGCCACCUUCCUGAUACAGGACUACUUCAGGAAGUUCAAGAGGCGCAAAGAGCAAGGACUUGUGGGAAAGCGCUCAUGGGAAAAGUUCAACACCACUAUGGCUCUACAAGCCGGCCUGCGCACGCUGCAUGACAUUGGACCAGAGAUACGUCGAGCCAUAUCAUGUGACCUGCAGGAGGAGGGGCUCGUAGAUGCUCCUGGGGAGGAGGAAGAAAUUUACCGGCGUAAUGGCGGUUUGUUUGGGAACCAUGUCAACCACGUCAGUGACGGUCAACAAGGCUCCUCCCACCUGACCACCGUCACCCAACGCCCACUACAGAUCCUGACCUUCUCCAGUAGUUCCUCAGUUGGACAUGCUGAGACUUGCAGGAGCACCAAUGACAGGGGAGGAGAGACAGACAUGAACUCUUCACCCAUCCAGUAUAAUUAUCAUUAUCAUCCCACUCAUCUAAAUAAUUACCCUCACUCCAAUUCCACUUGCAAUCAAUCGCCAAUACCCUCCAAUGCCAACCUCAACAAUGCCAAUGUGCCCUCGCUUCUCUCCAUGACCAGUGGGAGGCAGAAAAAAUGUUUGUUAAGGCGAGAUCGCCCGUCCUCCACCAGAAAUGGAUCGUCAGCAUCCACUUACAGCAAAGGAGCACACAACAAGCCUUGGAAGUCGCACUCCACCAGAGCGCGCUAUUAUGAGGCCUACAUCAGGUCAGAAAGUGGUGGUGGACUUUACCCCACCAUUCGUCGAGAGGAGCCGGCGGGUGGGGACAGUGAUGAUGAGCGAGGCUCAGGAGAGUACUUCAGCGGAGAGGAGUUUCAGGAGGGUGACAUCAUGCUCACGAGGGACAAAUUAUCCAACAAGGAGCAACAAGAUGCAGAGGGAGACUGUGAUGUAGAGGUUUCUAGGGGCAAUCACCAGCCCGAGAGUUACUAUGACGACGAUCAGCAGCUGAUCUCCCAAGACAGCAGGCGGUCAACGAGGAGAUGGUUUUUACCCUCACCUCAGCUCUCCAACAGACCAACAUUUAGAUUUGAGUGUCUUCGCCGAAGAAGUAAUCAGAAUGAUGCUCCUCCCUCUCCGUCCUGCACAACUCUUCCACUACACCUGGUGCAGCAACAGGUGAUGGCAGUGGCCGGUCUUGAUGCCAACAGAAUUCACCGUCUGUCUCCGACGAGGUCGCUGCGCUCCUGGGCCACGCCUCCUGCCUCUCCCAUCAGCAAUGACUGCUCGCCAAGCUACACGCCGCUCAUACAGGUGGACUGGCGCAGUUCCGGCAGUGUCAGCAGCCUCCCUGGAGCAGUCAAGAGGAGUUCAUGGUAUACAGACGGCACAGAAGGCCCUCCGACCUGCAGCCACUCUUCAUCACGUCUGCAUUUACCUGCAGAGAGCUGCUCACACGUCCUGCAGAAGAGAGGCAGUGCCAAUAGUCUGGUGGAAGCUGUGUUGAUCUCUGAGGGUCUGGGGAAAUAUGCCAGAGACCCCAAAUUUGUCUCAGUGACCAAACACGAGAUUGCAGACGCAUGCGAGAUGACCAUCGAUGAGAUGGAGAGCGCUGCCAGUAAUCUCCUGAAUGGGAGUAUGAGUAAUGACACCAAUGGUGGAACAGGGAACGUCAGCUUGGACCCACAAGCCACUACGCUUCUUAGAGACCGUAGUAUCCGUGACUACAGUGAUGAGGAGCCGUACGUGGCAGUGAAAUGUGAGGAGGAUUUAACAGAUGAGAUGAUAUGCAUCACAUCACUAUAGCACCAGCUCACACCGGCUCAUUUACUUUUCAAAUUAACUGUACUACAUUUGUGUUUGAGAGCAUCCUUGGAUAGCUAGGAAAAAACGUAAACCAUGGAUUAAUGACAAGAGAACAAAGUGCCUUGUUUUCUCUUUCUAGGGAGCUGGGAAAUCUGAGAUUCUGAGAAAAUAUUGAAACCAGAUGGAAUUGCCCAGUCUGCUAGGCUUCCUGUUAAACAACAGGAAUUCAACUUGUUUUUGUGGAUACAGCAAAAUAAACUGGCAGUCUGGCAAAGCCAGCGCCAGUUUGUGAAGUUCAUUUCCGUGUCCAAAACUGAGGCGAGUUAAAACCAGAACUGGAGUUAAAUUUAGUUGUUUCAGUUUGAGGUUGUCUGCAUCCAUGCAGUGUUCAGUUAACAAUGUUCAGGAAUGUUGCUAUUGCUCAGUCUUGAAAAUACACAGAUGAGCCAUGAGUCCCACAAACUACGAACAUUUCACAACACUUCCAGAGAAGUCUGUGUGAAAUGUUUUUCGUCAUUGGGUUUAAUCAGAAACACAUUUUACAGGAGAAAAGGGGAUUUUUUUUCUUCCCCACAACAUUCACUCCAGUUUUAAUGACUGGAAGUGUCGUCCUGUCAUGCGUGAGCUGGCUUUGUAUAGCUGUGUUUAUUCUGCUCCAAAAUGUCUUUGUCAGUUCAAUGAUCCUUUGUAGUUUCUUGUCAUGUAUACUGUAUGGUAUAUUAUAUGUUAUUCUAAUCUUUUACUGCUCAUAAGGCCAGAGAACAUUUUCCUCUAUUCUUCACAGCAAAACAUCACAGAGGUUUAUUUUAACUCAUCUCAGUGCACGGGCUCACGGGCUGCACUGGGUUCACAGUUUUCAGGGUUUCAGGGUUUCAGGGUUCAGCGUUGACUUGAAAAGGAAAUCACAUAUCAAUGAAAAAGACUCUGUCCUCAGGCAUAUCCUCCUGUUUCACUGUGUCUGCUCAUAUGACACAGAGAAACGUGCAGCAAGUCGUCCUUUUUGCCCUUUACACCCCUUACACGCUUUGAAUUAGUUUCACACUUUCAAGUACCACAUGAUAAGUGAAGAUGUUGUUUCCAUGUUGUAAACUUUACUUUUUUAACCUUUGAUGAAGCCUCAUAUUACAGUGGGACUCGCUCAGAAUAUGCAGUGAUUCAGUUUACUCACACCUGCCUCAGUUCAGUUGAAAGGUCAUAGGUUCACAGCUGGAGAGCUCUGCUUUGCUUUGCUUACUUCAUUUGACUGGUUUCGACUGCUGCAGUGAUAUUUCUCUCAGGAACAUGAGGGUUUUGUUUCAGAGUCAAAUGAAGUAAAACAUCAUCUGACACAUGGAGGAAGCAUUAGAAUUUUUUGUGUCCCCACCAAAUAUAAAUGCAGAAAAUGGUUGAUGGUUGUACAUAGAGUAACUUUAGAGGGGAAAUAAUUGAUGGUGGUGGUCACCUUUUUUUUUGUAGGAUUUAUUUGAGUGCACGCUGUGUCUGAAACAGCUGAUGGUGAACUACACAAGCUGCUUAGAAAUAGAAACACUGAAGAGGGGUAACAUUUUGCACGUACUAUUCUGCAUCAUACUAUCAGCUCCAUCACUAACCAGUGUUUGUCUCUCACUGCCAACUACAGCAAUGUCUUCAGGUCAACUUUGACAAGACAACAACACUGGGGUUGUGACUGAAACACCGUGCUUUUCUUUUCCUUUUAACUUCAGUCUAAAUAGUGUCGUCAGGGCAACACGUUCAGUCUGUGCAAGCAAAGGGCUUCUUAUAUAAAACCAAACCAGGGGAAUAUUGAGCACCUCAAUAUUCAUAUGUUACACUUGGGCAGACAUGGAAAAGGGUCUGAACAUGAUUCAUCGACUUCAUUGGCCAACAUAGGUGAUAGAAAUGACAUUUUCAUUUUUAUUCAUAAAUUCAUUCAUUAAUUCCAACAAAUAUUAGUGUUAGUACCUAUACAGCUGUGUCGGUUAAUGUGUCACAGGGAAUCUGUUUGACAAUGGCUGAAUUUGCACAAAAUGAACAGAAGAAAGAAACAUUACACAGAGAGAUAUUCUAAAAGAUUUGACCUGCAGUUUUCCGCUAAAUUACACCUGUUUAAAGAUCUUCAAAGACAGGAGAGUCCUCUCAGUGUUUGAGUGACUGGAAUGUGUUGCACUGAAAUGUGACCAGCGCCAGGAACAUGUCACACAAAUGACACACAGAAUCCUUUGUCCACAUCAUUUAAAUGUCUUCAUUUUGUGAAGAUACAGCCUAUAAAUUAUGCUACAUUGACUAUUAAAGAUAUAGUAAUUAAAACUCUAAAAGCCAUAGAUUAUACUUGCUGUGAACACAGUCACUAAUUACUGGAUCAAUGCCAUAUGUUUUGUAAAAGAAACACAACAAUAUACACUUUUAAUGCCAUCGUAGGUCUUUUAAUAAAGUCAGAAUUUCUAGGCUAAUUGUUUGUACAGUUCAGAUGUUGUUUACUUAGCGAAUUGAAAAUAAACCUGAUGGCUCACAACAUGUCAGCACAGACACCAGAGAAGAAUCUGCCGUUUAAUCACAGGACAAUUAUUUAAAUGUUUUAUCAAAGAAGUGUAGUGUCAAAAAACACAAAACCUUUGUUGUGCAACUGACAGCUUUAUUUUUUUGUACUGUUCCACGAUGAAAUGGCGUAUACAAAUUUGUACAGUGUUUGUAAAAAGUGAUGAACUUGAACAUUUCUGCUUUCUACCUAUUUGUUGUACGACAAUGGAAAUAAAAACACAGCUCCGUCUACUCUGUAGCAAGUACUAGAACCUUUGACAUUUUGUAUCGAUUAAACAGAAACCCAGUUUUGUACAUUUGAAUCUCACCAAACAAUGGACCUUGUUCGUUAAGGAUUUUUGUAAGGACCAAAAAUAAAGUUACGAGACAAAGUC